Gallus gallus (chicken) is the source of this 2984-nucleotide messenger RNA. RefSeq lists its product as uncharacterized. The coding region runs from base 2132 to 2830 and encodes 232 amino acids. The record is from RefSeq and is a predicted model, not a curated record. The transcript has 5 exons. NCBI's taxonomy places the organism in Eukaryota, Metazoa, Chordata, Aves, Galliformes, Phasianidae.
CAUGACUUCCUCUUGGUGAAGCCAUGCUGACUGUCUCUAAUGACCCUCUUAUCCUUGAUAUGCCUAGAGACAGCACCAAGGAUAAGUUGUUCCAUCACCUUUCCAGGGAUGGAGGUGAAACUGAUCGUUCUAUAGUUACUAUAGUUAACUAAUACCAGGGUCCUCCUUCUUGCCCUUUUUGAAGACUGGAGUGACGUCUGCUUUCCUCCAGUCCUCAGGCACCUCUUCAAUUCUUAAACUUAACAAAGGUGAUGGAGAGCGGCCUAGCAAUGACUUGCGCCAGCUCCCUCAGCACCCGCAGGUGCAUCCCAUCAGGACCCAUGGAUUGAUGGAUGUUUAGAUUGCUUAAGUGCUCCUUAACCCAGUCUUCAUCACCUGAGGCAAACUCCUCCUCUAUCCUGACUUCCAGUGGGGCCUCAGAGGUAUGGGGCUCCUCAGGACAGCCUCCAGCAGUACAACAGACACAAGGAAGGCAUUCAGUAAGUCUGCCUUCUCUGUAUCUUCUGUCAUCAGGGUACCCACCUCACUCAUCAGUGAGCCUACACUGCCUCUAGUGUUAGUUUUAUCUGCAGUGUAUUUGAAGAAGCCCUUUCUGUUGUCCUUGACCCCGCUUGCAAGGUUUAACUCUAAUGAGGCCCUAGCUUUCCUAGUUGCCUCCCUGCAUCCUCCGACAACCGUCUUCUGUUCCUCCCAGGUGUCCAGCCCCUCCCUCCUUCCGUGAUCUUUAGACUCUCCUCUUCCACUUGAGCUUGCCCAGCAGUUCCCUGUUUAACCAUGCAUGUCUCCUGGCUCCCUUUCUUGACUUCCUACCUGUUGGGAUGCUCUGAUUUUGAGCUUGGAAGAAGCAGUCCUUGAAUGCUAACCAUCUAUCUUGGGCCCCUUUACCUUCAAAUACCCUGCCCCACGGGAUCUCCCCUAGCAACUGCUUGAAAAGUUCACCCUCCUGAAGUCCAGGGCUGGGAUUCUGCUUGGUAUUCUGUUCUGGCCGCCGGAGAUCCUGAGCUCUACCACCUCCCGUUCACUGCAACCAAGGCUGCCAUCAACCUUCAUCACUUCCACCGGACCCUCCUUGUUAGUGAGAAUAAAAUCCAGCAGCGCUCCUCUCCUAGUUGGCUCAUCCACCCCUUGCAUCAGGAAGUUAUCAUCAGUGUGCUGGAGGAACCUCGUGGGCUGUGGUUGGAUGGCUGGCUGGCUCAGCCAGUAGGCCUUCCAGCAAAUAUCAGGGUAGUUAAAAUCCCCUACAAUAACCAGGGCCGGUAAUUGCGAGGCUGCUAUCAGCUGUCUGUAGAAGACCUCAUCAGCUUCCUCGUCCUAAUCUGGUGACCUGUAAUAGACACCCACAGCAGGAUCACCCAUGCCAGCAGCUUCCUUCCCACCUGUCUGGAAGAUCAGUAGCAGGUAGUAGGCUGUCGAGUGCAGCAGGUUGGGAGUGUCCCAGUGAUCAUCUCCCUGCUCCGGGCUUCAGGUAGACUGCAGACUUAGGGGUCAAGCCUGCAUACUGGGCCCUCUGUUCCUCUCAGAAGGGAAUCACCUACUACAGUUACCCUUCUUCCUUUCUUACUGGAGGAGUCUUGAGGCAUGGUGUCAACUGCCUCUUUCUAUCUGGCCUCAUAGAUGGGCCUGCCACCACAUCCUCACCUAGCUCUCCCUCAAGAUCCAGGGCCUCAAACCUACUAUGGAGGGGUGCCUGGGGAAGGGAGGUAGGUAGGGAGGGGGGUUGCCUGCAGUGCUGAACUAGGACUCACUUCCAACCCUCCUCGUCUUUUUGGUCCCCUACCUCAGCCUCACAGGGACGGGGUAUGGGCUUUACCACGCUCUGGGGGGCAUCCCCCCUGGUGCCCUUCCCUCCAGCACACCAGGGAGUUACUCCACCCAUCAGUCUCCUGCUCACAUGCCCUGAUGCUCCUUAGCCUCUCCACCUGUCGAAGGCUCUCCAGUAAGCAAGCGCAGGCUGUCUGUCCUGAAGGCAGGCUGAGUGCUGCGGGCUGUUUCCUCAGGGCAGCAUCUGGGGAGCUGCCAUGUCCCAGCCCACAGCUGAAGCAGGCUGGUGCACACAUUGAGAGAAUCUGCACCCACGUGUGCCUUCUGCCUGUGGAUCACACAACCCAUCUCCGGGCACUGCAGAUCCCUUAUGAAGAAGCAUAUGGCAACAGGUCUUGACAGCUUCUCUGCUUUGUUCUCCAUUCCAGAUGAUCGUGUUGGCGACAUGUAUGCAGCAUACCCCAUGGAAGCUGAUCUGGAACGUGGCAAGGAACGCAGUGAUCUGCCUGUACGCCGCAUAUCGAGGCUGCGCCGUUUUCAUCAGCCUCAAACCUACCGCAGGGCUGUUGCACCUAGGAUUCCUCCUUCCCUUUCUCAGAUGGAUCUUGGUUUUGAGCCUGAAGAGUAUCCCAGAGGUGCUGGCGGUGUGAGAUCUGCAGGGAGCGUGGAUCGGAAAGGGGGAGAAAAUCACCUUGCAGCUGCGGUGCUUGCCAUCCUGUUCUCUCUGGUCAUUCUUGCUGCUUUGGGUUACCUGGCAAAACAGCUGCUGAUGAAGAGACAAGCAGGAGCAAUGCUAGGUGAAACUGGCAGAGACGUGAGAAACAAAGAUCCAGCUCUGCUAAAAAAACCACGGAACUUAACGAGAAUUACCAUAGAAGUUGAAGAUCUUUCAGGGAAUCCAAACCCAAAUCUGAGUGUGUUCUCUAUUCAACUUUCUCGCCGCUCGCUGCCUUACUCUGCCAGCCCCCACAGCAAUCCUCUCAGCCUGACUUCUGCAGGCAGUGAGGAAUCGAUGAUGACUCCUGCCCGGCCGCAAGCAAGAAGACACCAAACUGUAGUUCUCUCUUAGCAGCUUUCCCAAUUCCAUCAGUUCAUUGCAUGAUGUCCACACUGAUGGAUGACCAUGACAGCGUUCACCACCUAUUCCGUAUCAUGACAUCAUGCCCAAGUUGUACAACGCAGAUACAUGUAUCUAUAUGGUCAAUAAACUAUACUUAACAUUA